CGAGAGGAUGUAACUUUGUUUGCAGAAGCACAACGCUACAUGCAUGGACUGCUUUGCGGAACCAGAGUUCAUAACCAUUCUUUUGUCCAUGUAAACUACAGCAAGGAGUGUAAAAGUCAAGCUGUGCAGUCCCUGAACAGCCUGAACGACCAGAUUGCCAGCUUCAUGGUGAACGGGCCCAAAGCUCUGGAUGAUGAAGAUGACGCCUUCCUGCCCACAGAGAAGGAGACCCUGAAGAAGUCCAUGACGUUGAUGAGACAUCUGCUCAUGGAUGCCCAGGCCAAAAUCCUAAAAAUGAUGGAUGACAACAAGCAGCUCGCCCAGAGGAUCGAUGGGGCCAUCCAGUCAGCCAGCCAGGAGGUGACGAACCUGCGCUCGGAGCUGAGUGCCACAAGCCGCAGGCUGGCCGAGCUGGGGGCCGGAGAGCCUCCCGUGGUGGAGAACAAUCAGCACAACCACCACGACCUGUCUGUCCACCAGAGACAGAAACCCGUGACGGACGUUUGCUUCAAAGGGGACAUAACAAGCCUGAUGAACUUUGGAACACCUGAUUCCUCUUUGGAUAAGGCGCUGCUGCGGGAGGAGGUCGCUCAGCUCCAGGAGGAAGUGCACCUGCUGCGCCAGAUGAAGGAGGUAUUGACCAAGGACCUGGAGGACACCCCGGGAGGCUGCUCUGCCGAACGGCUGUCCGCCACCGAACUCCGCGUCCAGCUGGCCCAGAAAGAGCAGGAGCUGGACCGAGCCAAGGAGGCGCUGCAAGCGAUGAAAGCGGAUCGCAAGCGCCUCAAGGCGGAGAAGGCGGACCUGGUGAACCAGAUGCAGCAGCUGUACGCCACGCUGGAGAGCCGCGAGGAACAGCUGAGGGAUUUCAUCCGCAACUACGAGCAGCACAGAAAAGAGAGCGAGGACGCGGUGAAGGCGCUGGCCAAGGAGAAGGACCUUCUGGAGAGGGAGAAAUGGGACCUGCGGAGGCAGACCAAGGAGGCCACGGAGCACGCCAGCGCUCUGCGCUCCCAGCUGGACCUGAAGGAGAACAGGAUCAAGGAGCUGGAGGCGGAGUUGGCCAUGAUAGGUAAUUGUGUGGCUCAGAAAAUGGAAUACCGGGUGUUUGAUCGCCCAGAGGAGCGGGAGCCCUCCACCAGGGUCAAGGCGGCCAAGCAGUCUCUGGCCACCCUGACCAAGGACGUGCCCAAGCGCCACUCGCUGGCCAUGCCCACCGAAGCCGUCGUCAAUGGCAACCAGGAGUGGGUGGUGCAGGCGGACCUGCCGCUGACGGCCGCCAUCCGGCAGAGCCAGCAGACGCUGUACCACAGCGGACACCCGGGGCACCCCGCCGACCGGCAAGCGGCGGUUAGGGUGAGUCCCUGCCACUCCCGCCAGCCCUCCAUCAUCUCGGACGCUUCGGCGGCCGAGGGCGACCGCUCCUCCACGCCAAGCGACAUCAACUCCCCCCGGCACCGGACCCACUCCCUCUGCAAUUCUCUCGAGGACCUGGAGGACCAGAAGCGUAAGAAGAAGAAGGAGAAGAUGGGCCUGGGCUCCCUGUCACGGGUCUUCGCAAGGGGCAAGCAACGUAAAUCCCUGGACCCGGGACUCUUCGAUGGUACUUCCACCCCCGAUUAUUACAUAGAGGAGGACGCAGACUGGUGAUGUCCCCCCCCCCGACCCCUCCCCCACCUUGUCCCGUGCGCGUCUGUGUGUGCCUGUGUACCGUCUCACCGGCAGACAGUGGCUGAAAGAUCACGAGUGUAAGUGGCCCCCUGUAAGCCCCACCCCCUUUUAUUGAUGUAUAUAUUGCCAGUAGAAAUAACUCAAAGUAUGUAAAUAGACGCACACACUGAGGCUCUCACACCCACCCACAAACACAUCUGGAAAUAUUCUGUGUGGAUAUAUGAAUUGUCACCUUCGAAAGCGAAUCCUCUGUUUUACCGUUCUACUUGUCUUUAUAAACGACUUCUUUUCGAUAACUGGAAACUUGAAGGACUGCUGUGUAUUUGUAAAUAACAGUCAUUGUGCACUUUGUGCUUGUAAAUGUCCUUUGUCCCAAAUGCAUUGGAUUUUUCUUUU
Scleropages formosus (Asian bonytongue) is the source of this 2067-nucleotide messenger RNA. It is a transcript of the gene kazna, whose product is annotated as kazrin, periplakin interacting protein a. The transcript is spliced from 11 exons. NCBI's taxonomy places the organism in Eukaryota, Metazoa, Chordata, Actinopteri, Osteoglossiformes, Osteoglossidae. The record is from RefSeq and is a predicted model, not a curated record. The coding region runs from base 40 to 1650 and encodes 536 amino acids.